Messenger RNA from Selaginella moellendorffii, 2808 nucleotides. RefSeq names its product pentatricopeptide repeat-containing protein At4g02750. Lineage: Eukaryota; Viridiplantae; Streptophyta; Lycopodiopsida; Selaginellales; Selaginellaceae. The transcript has a single exon. Bases 1 to 2808 code for a protein of 935 amino acids. The record is from RefSeq and is a predicted model, not a curated record. Gene Ontology annotation, molecular function: protein binding.
AUGCUCGGGGGUGGAGGAGGGCUCCGUGAUUUCGAGUGGCAGAGGCUCUUGAGGCUUGUUGGUGGCUCCAGGGAUUUGGAAAGAGCGAGAGAGCUCCAUGGCGCCAUUCUCGCCUCUCGCAGCGAGCAUGAUGACAGCAGCCGGGGCACUUUUCUCUCGAAUCUGGUGCUCCAAAUGUAUGGCAAGUGUGGAAGUGUGGAAGACGCGAAGGUGGUGUUCGAGAACACGGCCGCGCGGAACAGCUUCUCGUGGACAAUGCUCGUUACUGCAUAUGCCCAGAAUGGGUAUGCGUGGGAUGCGUAUAGAUUGCUGGAAUUGAUGCCGGAGAGAAAUGUUUUGAGCUCCACUGCUGUGUUGAAAGCUUUCUCUGGACGCGGGCUUUGGCUUGAAAGCAAGGCCCUCUUUGAUCAUAUGCCCGAAAGGAACGAAAUCGCCUGGACUGUCAUGGUGGAGGCAAAUGCCCAAAUGGGGCAUUUUCUGGAAGCGAAGAAAGCGUUUGAUUUCAUGCCACUCCAUUGCGUUGUGUCUGCGACAACAAUGGUAGCUGCUUUUAGCAAGCACGGUAAUGUACCUUCUUGCAAAAUGGUUUUCGAUGUAAUGCGCGAGAGAAACUGCCUGAGCUGGAUCACUCUCUCGGAUGCAUUUGCCGAGAACGGGUAUUUUGAGGAAUCUCUUUCGGUAUUCACAAGCAUGCCAGUGUGGGACAAAGUGUCAUCAACUGCAAUGCUCAAGUCGUGUGUUAAGCACUCUGAGCACGAUCUGGCGAAGAUGAUCUUCGAAACCAUGCUCUACAAGGAUCACGUUGCGUGGACCACGAUGAUCAUAGCAAAUGCCCAAGCGGGGCAAAUGCUUGCCGCGAAACACGCUUUCGAUUCCAUGGAGAAGCGUGAUCUUGUCUCGUGGACAGCAAUGGUGGCGGCGUUUUGCUCCAACGAAGACAUCUCCACCGCGAAAAAUCACUUUGAUCGAAUGCCCAAACACAGUGUCGUUGCGUGGAACGAGCUUGUCAAAGCGACAAUCACCGCAGGCAUGAUCGAGGAGGGGCGGGCGCUCUUCCACCGGAUCCCACAGCCGGAUUCCUUCUCCUGGACCUCUGCCAUCGCCUCGCUCGCGCAGCGCCGCCACUUUGCCGCCGCGGAGGAGCUCUUCGCCGCCAUGCCCGAGCAGCUUAAGGAUACUGUCGCCCACACGGCGAUGCUUCGAGCGCUGCUCUCUUCCGACGCGAUCGAUCGAGCAAAGGCCGUGUUUGAUGCCAUGGAGAGGAGAGAUGGGGUGGCCUGGGCGACGAUGCUCCAGGGAUUCGCGCAGAGAGGGGGUGGUAGAUUUCUGGAAGAUGCCCAGAGAGUGUUCUUGGCGAUGCCUUGCAGGAAUUCUUUCUCCUACACGACGAUGGUGGCGGGGUUUUGCGAGGCCGACCGGAUCGAGCAAGCGCAGAGCCUCUUCUGGGCGAUGCCGGAGAGGGACGUGGUGGCCUGGACGGUGCUCCUGGCGGCGGUUGGGCAGGCGGAUCAUCUGCCUCUCUCGCGGGCGAUGGAGCUCUUCGAUUCCAUGCCGGAGAGGAACGUCCUCUCGUGGAAUGCUCUGCUGGGCGCUUGCUCGCGCGGCGAGAGGGACCUCGAUUGCGCCAGGAGCGUCUUCCUCGCGAUGCCGCAACGCGAUCGGGGCUCGUGGGUCGCGAUGAUCGCUGCCGUCGCGCAGCUCGGCGAUCUCGAGGAGGCGCGCUCGAUCUUCGACGAGGCUCCGGAGCAGGCGUCGGGGGCCUGGGCGGCGAUUGUCCAGGGCUACGCGAAUCGGGGGCAGCUGAAAGAGGCGAGGAGGAUCUUCGAGCAAAGCGCUGCUAGCGAUCGAUCGCCCAUAGCCUGGAACGCCUUGAUCGCGGCCUACGCAGAGAAUGGCAACCUUGGCGAGGCGAGGGCCCUCUUCGACGAGAUGCCGUCGGAUUCCCGCGACGCGGCCACGUGGACGGCCAUGAUCGGCGGGUACGCCCAGCGCGGGAAUCUUGAAAUGGCGGAAGAGCUCUUGGAGAAUAUACCGCCGGGGUUUGAAACAAUUGGCGCCAAGAACGCAGUGCUCGCCGGGCACGCCCAGAUCGGCGCGAUGGAGCGAGCUCUGGAAAUCUUCCAAUCCAUGGAAGAGAAGGACGCAGCUAGCUACACGGCAAUGGUGGCUGGAUUCGCCCGCGCGUCCAAUCUCGUCCCCGCGCGCGAGCUCUUCGAUCAAACACCCCACAAAGACAUCGUCGCCUGGAACACGAUCCUCGCAGCUUUUGCCCAGGCUGGGCAUCUCUCGCAAGCGCUGGAGAUCUUCGACAACAUCCCGCGUCCCAAUCUCACGUCUUGGAACGCGAUCAUCGCCGGUUUCGCUCACUCUCACCGCGGCCAAUCUGCGCUCCAGCACUUCCACUCAAUGCUUCUCCACGGGAUCAAAGCCGACGCCACCACCUUCUCGGGAGUUCUUCGCGCUUGCAGCCACACUGGCUUGCUCGAGGAGGCCUCGAGCUACUUCGUGCUACUGGCGAGAGAUCUGGGGGUGAGGCCCGGCCGCGAGCAGUACCAGUGGAUGGUUGAUAUCGUGUCGAGGUUGGGCCAGCUCGAGCUCGCGGAGGAGCUCAUCAAAGCCAUGCCUUUCUUUCCAAACGACGUUGCGUGGGGGUCGCUUCUGACUGCCUGUGGAACCCAGGGGGAUUUGGAGCGAGCCAAGAGGAUUUCCAGCCACGCUGUGGCUGCCGCCGCGAAGAACUCUGGGAGGUAUGUCGCCUUUGCAAACGUUGUUGCCGACCAGAGCUGCUACGCGAAUGGAGGUGACUAG